CAGCCGGAAGUCUGCAUGAAGCUGCGUCUCGCACAGGGGCAUUGGCGUCGACGUUUUUUUCUCUCUUCGUUUUUUUUAUUUGCGAGUUUUUUUUUCUCCUUUUUUAUUUUUUCAGUGUGACGAACAUGGAGAGGGAUGGAGGCGUAGGGAGUGGGACAUUGUUGUUUUCAAGCGGAAGUUUAUUUGUUUAUUGACUUGAAUAAUAGGCCGCAUAGUAGCAAGCUAGCUAACAAAAGCUGAAAUUAAUGGAGGCAAGUUAGCUAGCUACGGUAACCUCAAGGAGCUAGCUAGAAAUAAUGGAAGAUUCCCAUUUCAACUCAUCAUACUUUUGGUCUCCCGUUCCCACAGUACAAGGACAGAUCGAGAACGCCAUGUUCCUGAACAAGAUGAAGGAGCAGCUGGGCCCCGACAACAAAGGCUCUCCUUCGUUCCCCCAUUCCUCCUCCCACUACCCCACCGCCGUGCUCACGAUGGACGCGUCGGGGCGCGUGGUGCCCAAACAGGAAGAGGGAGGCGGCGGCGGCGUCCAGCUGAACGCCGUCGGGGGCCACCUGCAUCAGCCUCACACCUCGCAGAACAUCACGGUGGUGCCGGUCCAGUCCGCCGGCAUCAUGACGGCAGCGGGGCUAGUGAUAACCACGCCCCAAGGCACCCUGGUCUCUCAGCCCACCUCCACGCAGUCUUUUGUGUCCGGAGCCCCCGCCACCACCAUGAUAGUGUCCGCACUUCACCCCACGAACACAGAGAGCGGCCAGCACUCCUCUCUCUACUUCUACAGCCACAACAAGAAAGAUGAUGUGAUCAUCCCUCCGGUUGUCAUGCCGACGCCCGGGAAGCGGGGCAGGAAGAAGAAGUUGGUGAUGCCCCGGGCGUCCCUCCCCCCGGGAAGUGAUGCGUUGAUUCUGGCCCACCUGGCGGCCGGGGGACAGCACCACGCCGACCCUUACGACCUAUCGAACGACGAGGACGAGCACGGGAACAAGGACGGGACCAAGUCGUACCGGUGCCGGAUGUGCGCCGUGACGUUCUUCAGCAAGUCGGACAUGCAGAUCCACGCCAAGUCUCACACGGAGGCCAAGCCUCACAAGUGCCCCCACUGCUCCAAGUCGUUCGCCAACUCCAGCUACCUGGCCCAACACAUCCGCAUCCACAGCGGAGCCAAGCCCUACACCUGCUCCUACUGCCAGAAAACAUUCAGGCAGCUCAGUCACUUACAGCAGCACACACGAAACCACACGGAGGGCAAGCCUCACAAGUGCCCCCACUGCUCCAAGUCGUUCGCCAACUCCAGCUACCUGGCCCAACACAUCCGCAUCCACAGUGGAGCCAAGCCCUACACCUGCUCCUACUGCCAGAAAACAUUCAGGCAGCUCAGUCACUUACAGCAGCACCACAGGAUCCACACUGGGGACAGACCUUACAAAUGUAUCCAUCCUGGCUGCGAGAAAGCAUUCACCCAGCUAUCCAACUUACAGUCUCACCGACGGCAGCACAACAAAGACAAGCCGUAUAAGUGCCACAACUGUAACCGUGGUUACACGGACGCGGCCAGUCUGGAGGUGCACCUGUCCACUCACACGGUGAAGCACGCCAAGCUGUACUCCUGUGGGCUCUGCAACCGCGCCUACACCUCGGAGACAUACCUGAUGAAACACAUGCGGAAGCACAACCCCGACCCCCUGACUGUGGCAGCCGCUGUCGCCGCCCAGCAGGCCCAGGGCCACACCCCCGGGGGAGGUGGCCGGGGGAGGGGCCGCGGGAGAGGAGGAGGCGGGGCCAACGCGGGGGGCGGUCCCGUGGGGUCAGGCCAGAACCAGCCUAACCCCAACAACCCUCAACAGGGCAGCUACACGCAGACGGAGGGCGUGCCGUGCCCCUUCGACCUGCACCAGUACAAGACGGUGUCGGCCGGCGAGAUCCAGUACAAGCAGGUCAGCGUGGCGGACAUGUCGGCCCACAAGGACCUCUGCCUGACCGUGUCCACCUCAGCCAUCCAGGUGGAGCACAUGAACUCAUAGAGCGGGAGGAUGGACAGACCAGGGGAGGGUUGGGCGGAGGCCGGAGUCACUUUGAAAUCAGAGGAUGGAAUGGAACGAAGGCACAGUGGUCAAACCAUUUCAAACAGGCCGCCCUCCCAUUUCUCCCCCUACCAGCCUCCCUGGUAAAGACAAAGAACUAACUGAAAAAUAUAAUGGCACUGCUUUGGGCAAUGGAGUGGAUGGAUAUAUGAGGUAAGACUCAGUCAGACUGAAGAACGGAGGGAGUGAAGAGACGAGCUGAGAGGAAAAGCAUGUAUGGGAUGUGUAGUCCAGUAUUGAAUGAAGAGAUGAUAUAUGAAUGGUUCCAAGAAUGCACUUAAAGGAGAAGACUUCGGAGGGAGAGAGCGGGGCUGACAUAAAGAAGGCACUUAAUCAAUCUUGUAUUUUUUCCCUUCAGUUUCGCAUUGUAUUUUUUUUUGUUGUAUGUACUGUAUAUUAUAAUAUGUAUGCAUUUUUCUACCAACAGUGGAAUGUUUGAACGAAUGGCAUGAGAAAGAUUGUGCAAGGAAGGUGAGUAAGAACCAUCUUAAAAAGAGAGCAGAUUUUGUAUUUAAAAAUGAUUUGUUUUUCUAUAAACGCCAACUCAUUCUUGCAAAGCAAGUGAGAUGGUGUAGAAUGAGUAUUGUGUUACAAGACAAAGAAAUGGCUGCCAGGUACUGUUAACAAGUAGUUUUUUAAAAACCUUUCAUACUGAAUAUUACUGUCUACCUUCAUUAUUGUUAUUGUACGCAACUAGCAAUGUUACCCUCAUUAUUAUCCAUUGGAAAUUACUAUAAUCAGUCCUGUACAUGUAUAUAGAAAUAACUUUUUUCAUUCAAAAAAGGGAAGGAUGUACAACUUUCUGCCACUAAAAGCCGACCAGAGAUCGAAAUGCAUACGAAAUAGAAAAACACAAAAGAUCUCCGAAUUGCUGAAAUGUAUUUCUAACCCGUCCAAUCACAGAGGUGUAUUCUGCUCUGUGUUUAUCGAGCAGGCUCGUGAUUGGCCCGUUCUCUUAUGUAUACUCCUUGUACUUCAUUGUGUCUUUUGAAAUACCAAUAACAAAGUUCUCACUCUUCUUAUUAAUGUUACUAUCUCUCUUAAUACAGUUAACUACCCUUAUGCUACACUGGCUGUAUAUGCACAGUGCACAUUCAUCUGAACAGACUGUUUCUCCUUAUAAGGACAAUAAAGGCAGACAGUAGGAGAUGACAAAGCGUGUUGUCUUACUCUCCUUUGACUGCAUCCAGACAUGGUGUUGUCAGGCAGUCUGAAGGUGUGGUACGGUAAACAGUUGAAUUAUACACCAAAAUUAUAUUGAAAUGUUAUGUUGGAUUGGUGGGGUGAGUGUGUUUGGGAUGCACAUUUUCAAGUACGGUGCCCCUUUUUACACACCCA
Molecule: messenger RNA, 3416 nt
Organism: Esox lucius (northern pike)
Lineage: Eukaryota; Metazoa; Chordata; Actinopteri; Esociformes; Esocidae
Gene: znf384a
Product: zinc finger protein 384 a
Exons: 12
Coding region: 297-2018 (573 amino acids)
Biological process (GO): regulation of transcription by RNA polymerase II
Cellular component (GO): nucleus
Molecular function (GO): RNA polymerase II cis-regulatory region sequence-specific DNA binding; DNA-binding transcription factor activity, RNA polymerase II-specific
Source: RefSeq, a predicted model, not a curated record